Molecule: messenger RNA, 1774 nt
Organism: Oncorhynchus kisutch (coho salmon)
Lineage: Eukaryota; Metazoa; Chordata; Actinopteri; Salmoniformes; Salmonidae
Exons: 11
Coding region: 200-1516 (438 amino acids)
Molecular function (GO): sequence-specific DNA binding
Source: RefSeq, a predicted model, not a curated record
GUCUUGUUGAGCUUUGAUGCAGGGUUUCGACCUGGUGCAAUUUAAGAUUUUCCCAUUCCACCUUUCCCUUUUAUUUUUGGGUGACCAAAUGUGCAAUACGCCCCCCAGACCUUCGAAAGGCAGCAAUACAUAACACAACGUCUAGGUCUGCCGGAAAUUCACACGAAGAAGGAAAAUAUCAACAAUUUGUAAAUCAGAAAUGUCAUGUUCAGCUUACAGCUGUAAGAAUAGAGGACAUGAUACAUAUGAUAAAAAUAAUCAGUUGCGUGCUAAAAAAGUUAGGCUUCACAGAUUUCCACUGAGCGACACCAAAAGACUAAAAAAGUGGAUCCACCAGACGAGACUGAAAGCCUGGAAGCCAACCAAAAGCUCCAGACUGUGUUCCGAGCAUUUCCAGGAGAAGUACCUGAUAACACCCUCAACUGGGCGCGGUAUUCGUUUACGUAAUGAUGCCAUUCCAACUAUAUUUUCCUUUCCUAGUCAGUUCCAAAAAAAGAAAACAGCUGGAACGAGGAAAAGAGUAACCUUGUUUCCUGAGGAUCGUGUUCCUGAGGAUGUGUCAUCAAUACAAGCUGAGCCAAAGUGUAGUUCUGCAGUAUCAACACGGUUGAAGAAGACUCCCAGUUACUUAAACCACAGUAUAUGGCACCCAAGUCAUUUCCAUGACGACUACUGUAUACCACAGAGUAUUGACUGGGCUGUGAAAGAUAAACCAAAUGAAGUCCCACCUUCAGCUUUACAAAAGCAAGGGCUGAUCUUCAUCCCCAAGCUCGCAAUCAGGAUCAAGGAGAAAUGGGAAUGGCUGACAAUGGAAGUGAAGGGGCCAUUUCCAGAGACCCAAAUUGGACACAGAUUUGUACUAACUGUAAUGGACUACUACUCCAAAUGGGUGGAAGCCUACCCCAUGAAGACGUGCACCAGUAAAGAGAUUGCCAAAAUCAUCUCUGACCUCAUCUCUCGCUUCGGCUUCCCUGUUGGAAUCCUGUGUUGUUUGGGUGUAAUGCUGACUGUAGAGAUCAACUCGGCUUUGGGGGAUCUGAAGAAACUGACAGGCCAACUCAUAUUCUACCGUCCUCUAGGAGUGUCACUGGAUCCAGUAACAAAGUCCCUUGUAGACCGGUUGGUGUCAGAUUUGGUGAAAGAACAUCCUGAUCACUGGGAUGUUUACUUGGCUGCCAGUGUGUUCAGCUUCUGCUGCAAAGAGCACCCCACCACCAGACAAAUACCGCUGUCUCUGCUGCGCUGCGGAGGGACUCAGUCUGUCUCCACCUCACCAAGAAAGCUGCCUUACAAUGGGAUUAAAGGAAGAACCUUUGUCAUACUAGAAGCCCAACCACCUACAAAGGAAGUCUGUGCGCAGUGCAGUCAGUGCUUGGAAUGGUUGUUGGUCACUCAGGACUCUGAGCUGAAGAGAUAUGAGGAGAUGAAACUUGGGGAUGAGGACUACACCCACACCUGUGUGAGCUGCAGAGUGGCCAUGAGCUGUAGGGUGGCCCUGGAGGUCAUGAGGGGUUAGCAGACAAGGAUGUUUUCAAACAAGGACUGAAAAUAUGGAGGAUGUAAUAAGGACGUUGGAAACCAAGUGGUGGUGAAGGAAGAUAUUGAUGUAGGAGUGAAAAAAGGUUCCUAGGGGAAGAAGUACAUGUGUAUGUAUUUGUAAAGUUGCUCUGAUGACCCUUUUAUCAUUAAAAACAACGGUAUAAAGUGUUUAAAUUACAUCUUGAUUGUGUUUCUUUAAUGAAAUAAAAACUGUAGAAUGUGUUUCUGAAUAAAA